This is a messenger RNA of Carica papaya (papaya), 4260 nucleotides long. NCBI's taxonomy places the organism in Eukaryota, Viridiplantae, Streptophyta, Magnoliopsida, Brassicales, Caricaceae. The record is from RefSeq and is a predicted model, not a curated record.
GUGGAGAAGAUGGUACAGAAUCUGGAGAAGCAGAAACGUUUAUUCAACGACGAGCAAACAGUAGAGAUAGAUUAUUGUUACUAUAAACUGAAGUGAAGGCACCUAGAAGAGGAUUCAAUUAUUGUUAUUAUCAGAACCAAAAGUUGAGAGGGACUGACACAAGAUACAAUACAAGCACUGAAGGGAAGCCAGAGUAAGAUGCUACCAACAGCAAUAGUUGUUACUGGUUUCAUCCUGUUAAAUAAGAGGAGAACAGGGGAAAUACUUCCUAAUAUAAAGCAGUUGCAGGAGGUAUGGGAGGUGCGAGCGCUUCUGCUGCUCAGUCUCACACUCCAAAUAGUAUUGAUCAUUCUGGGAAACCGUAGGAAAUACAAACAGGGAUCUUUUAUUAUGAUUGUUGUUUGGUUUACAUAUUUAGUGGCAGAUUCUAUUGCCACUUUUGCUCUUGGAGUAGUGUCACAAAACAUUGGAGAUAUGAUUAAAGAUGUCAACCAUGUCAAGUCCAAAGUUGAGGUUACAUCAUUCUGGGCACCUUUUCUUUUGUUGCACUUGGGUGGUCCUGAUACCAUCACUGCUUAUUCCUUAGAAGACAAUGAGUUGUGGCUCAGACGCUUGCUUGAUCUUGUUGUCCAAACAGGAACAGCACUUUAUGUCUUCUUCAUGGUUUGGACAACGGGCUCUCACCUUACCCUUGUCACCGCACUUGUGAUUUUGGCAGCAGCAGUCAAGUAUGGUGAGAGGAUUUGGGUUCUCAGGAAAGCUAGCAAUGAGAAACUCAAGGAAUUUGUGCCUCCUCGACACCUUGAUGAAGAAUUUACAGAGAAGUUCACAACUGGGUUUUAUAAAGCUAAAGAAAAAUUAGGAUUUAACAAUGAUGUGGAAGGACCUGAACAAAUAACCAUUUCAAAAGAAAAUGAAUUAUUCCUGGCCUUUGAGGUUUUUAAGACAAGCAUGCGUCUUGUUACAGAGGGUGUACACAGCAUGUGUGAUCAGGCUAUAAAUGGAGGCUUGUUUUUGCACAUUCCAUUUGAAAAUACAUUCAGGGUGAUUGAAAUUGAGCUUGGUUUCAUGUAUGAUAUUCUUUACACCAAGGCAAUUUUGCUUCGUUCUCCCUGGGGUAUUUUCCUACGUAUUCUCAGCUUCUCACUCAUGUGCAUUUCCUUAGUAUUGUUCUCUGUCUUUCGUCACCAUAAUUACUUUAAGAUUGAUCUUUCCAUCACUUAUAUCCUUCUCGCUGCUGCAAUUUUUCUGGAAAUAUAUGCUGCAGUGCUGCAAGUUUGCUCAGACCAGGCAAUCACUUGGUUGAUUAAACAUAGCCGAAGUUCAUCAGCUAGAGUCAUAAGCUCCUUUUUACUUUCCACAACUCCUGAAUGCAGAUGGUCAAAUGCAAUGCCUCAGUACAAUCUAUUAAGUUUUCUCCUAAGAGAAAAACCAAUUAAGUUCCAAAGAAUCAUGAAGCUUUUAAGGGUUGAAAAUAUGCUUGAAAAUUCCAAGUAUACCAUUGAGAAACCUGUUACUGAUGAUUUCAAGAAGUGGAUCUUCCAACAUUUGAGAGACAUGUAUUAUGAUCAAACAAAAAGAUCCAUUAGUCUGAGCAGUAGUAGAGGAUCAUUUGCUCUGAAAAAGCUCCUUCCUGAUGCAAUAGUAAGAUGGAGUACUACUGAUUUACUUUUUGAGCAAAGUGUUAUCAGCUGGCACAUUGCUACAGAAUUCUCCUAUGCUUUGGAUCGCAGUUUCUUUACCAACCCUGCAUCGAAUAACAUCCCUGAAGAUAUUCUUCAUAGAUGGAAAGUUGGCAAGCGUAUAUCAAGAUACAUGAUGUAUCUCCUUAGAGUGAAGCCACAAAUGUUUCCUGCAUCUACUUCCAUCAACUUGCAAGAAACAUGUGAUAUUGCCUCACAGUUUCUUGAAAAGUACUUCAACGCCCAGAAGGGAGAAAUUGACCCAACCAAGAGAGGAAAGAGAAGACAGUUCAGCAAACAGUUGUUAACAGAAGAACUGGGGUUUACUCACACACCAAAAUCUCUGUUAAACCAUUCCGUUCUACUCACACAACAAUUAAGAGGCUCAAGUAUGAAAUAUAUCGAAAGAAGUAGGAAUUCAGGUGAAGAGGUUGCCCAUGAACAGUUUACCAAUGCAACUAAAUUGACGGAUGGAGAGUUUGCAGAGUCUUUGCUGGUGAAGUGGGAAACAAUUUGCCAAGUAUGGGCGGAAAUACUAGCAUACGCGGCAAUCAAUUGCAGAGGAACCCAGCACUUGCAGCAACUGACUAAAGGUAAUGCUUCAGGUAUCAGUGUAGGAGCAGUACUACUACAGGAAGGGCGCCCCAUUACCUAUUUUAGUGAAAAGCUCAAUGGUAUCGGUGUAGGAGCAGUACUGUUACAGGAAGGGCGCCCCAUUACCUAUUUUAGUGAAAAGUUCAAUGGCGCAUCCCUUAAUUAUUCAACUUAUGACAAAGAACUGUAUGCACUAGUGAGAGCACUAGAGGUAUGGCAGCAUUAUCUCUUGUCCAAGGAGUUCGUGAUCCACACAGAUCAUGAAUCAUUAAAACAUCUAAAGGGACAUGGUAAGCUCAACCGCCGACAUGGUAAGUGAGUAGAAUUCAUUGAAAUAUUUCCUUAUGUUAUCAAGUACAAGAAAGGUAAGAACAAUAUUGUAGCGGAUGCAUUGUCACGGAAGUAUGUAUUACUUACAACUCUUAGUUUUAAAUUGUUAGACUUUAAGUAUAUUAAGGAAUUAUAUCCCAAUGAUAGUGACUUUGCUAAUGUUUAUGCAGCAUGUGAAAAAUGUGUCUUCUAUAAGUUCUAUCGGCACAAUGAGUUUAUGUUUAAAGAUGAAAAAUUGUACGUACUUGUAUACUCUUAGUGGGAACUGUUAGUACGUGAUUCACAUAGAGGGGGACUCAUGGGAUAUUUUAGGGUAGCUAAAACUUUAAAUAUCCUACAGAAACACUUUUACUGAUCUAACAUGCGCAAGGACGUAGAGCGAGUGUGUGAAAAGUGUAUUGCAUGUAGGCAGACCAAGUCUAGGUCUUUACCGCACGGACUGUACACUUCGUUACCCAUUUCAUCAGCAACCAUGGAUGGAUGUAUCUAUGGAUUUUGUGUUAGGAUUACCUCGGACUAAACGAGGAAGUGAUAGUAUAUUCGUUGUAGUAGACAGAUUCAAUAAAAUGACACAUUUUAUACCAUGUCAUAGAACAGAUGAUGCACCAAGUAUAGCCAAUCUGUUUUUUAGUGAUGUCGUGCGGCUACAUGGUGUCCCUAGGGCCAUAGUUAGUAAUAGGGAUGUCAAGUUCCUAAGUCACUUUUGGAGAGUCUUGUACAACAAAUUAGGAACUAAACUGUUAUUUUCCACUGCCUGUCACCUCCAGACAGAUGGACAGACAGAAGUAGUUAAUAGGACUCUAAGAGCCCUAUUAAAGGUGGUAGUGAAAAAAAAUUUAAAAACAUGGGAAGAGUGUUUACCUUUAGUGGAGUUUACUUAUAACAAGACUAUUCACUCUUCCACCGGUAUAUCUCAUUUUAAGAUUGUAAAUGAGUUUAACCCAUUAACCCCACUUGAUUUAACUCCUUUACCUUUAUAGGAACUUGUUAAUCUGGAUGGACAAUAAAGAGCAGAGUUAAUCGAAACUAUACACAAAAAAUAUGAGAACACUUGGAGAAAAAGAACGAAUCAUAUGCCCGUAAAGACAAUAAAAGGAGAAAACAAGUCACAUUUCAACCUAAAGAAUAUGUAUAAAUCCAUAUGAGGAAAGAAAGAUUUCCUAAAAAAAGAAAGUCAAAACUGGACCCCAGAGGAGGUAACCCAUUCUAAAUCUUGAAGCGCAUCAAUGACAAUACCUACAAGAUAGACCUCCCAAGUAAGUAUGGCAUUUCCACCACCUUUAAUGUUGCUAACAUUUCCUUUUUCGAUGUAGAUCCAGAUUCGAGGAUGAAUCCUCAUGAAGAUGAAGGACAUGAUGUGAGCAUGGAUCAUUUUGAGCCACUUGGAAGAGAUAUCAUCAUGUUAAGUGGGCCCAUAACAAGGAGCCAGACCCAAGGACUACAACAAGUUUUCCAACUCGUCAUCCAAGCUUGGAUUAAUGAGGAAAAUGGGUUUUGAUAUACUAAAAAAGCCCAAGGAAACGAUAUACUAAAAAAGCCCAAGGAAAUAAGUUAUCCAACUAAUUAACCCAAAGGCAUAAUGGUCUUAUCAACUUGCUUCAAGCACAUGAUGGAAAUGAGUAAGAAAAUGAAGCAAUCGGCCAAGAAAAGGAAA